Messenger RNA from Purpureocillium lilacinum, 1239 nucleotides. RefSeq lists its product as uncharacterized. Gene Ontology annotation, molecular function: metallopeptidase activity; protein binding. Gene Ontology annotation, biological process: protein deneddylation. The record is from RefSeq and is a predicted model, not a curated record. Gene Ontology annotation, cellular component: COP9 signalosome. Lineage: Eukaryota; Fungi; Ascomycota; Sordariomycetes; Hypocreales; Ophiocordycipitaceae.
AUGGACUCCCGGAGCUCCAACCCGCUCCUGUCGAGCCAGAGGAGCUCGCAGCUCCAGGCCGUCCUCCAUCCUCUCGUCCUGCUCACGAUAUCCGACUACAUCACCCGACAUACUCUACGCCAGCAGACGGGCCCCAUCGUCGGCGCCCUUCUUGGUCAGCAGAAUGGCCGCGAGAUCACCAUCGAGCAUGCCUUUGAAUGCCACACGUCGGCAGCACCGACCGUCGAGGGUGGUUUUCUGCUCGACGCGGAGAAGUUCUCAUCGAGGCUAGAGCAAAUGGUUCAGGUGCACAAGGAGCGGCAGCUGGACUUUGUCGGCUGGUACACUCUCCUCCCCUCCACCGGCCCGACGCCGACAAUCAUCCCCAUCCAUAGUCAAAUUCUACGAAUUUGGAAUGAGUCCGCAAUACUCUUGGGCUUCCACCCCGAAGAAGCAGUGAAUCAUUCGGUCGGUGGCAAGCUUCCGCUCACGAUAUACGAGAGCAACUACGAGGUCGACGAGCUCAGGGCGGAUCAAGAUGGCGAGGACAGGAAAAUGGACGACGGCGAAUCCAAGCUGAAGCUCAAGUUCCGCGAGGUCCCGUACUCGGUUGAGACGGACGAGACGGAGAUGAUCAGCAUGAAUUACGUUGCCUCUGGAGGAGGCAGCGCUGCGGCAGCCGCCCCGCCAAAAGAGGAACGCCCGACGCGGUCUGUCGAGUCCAACGGCAAGGGAAAGCGGCGGCUAGUUGAAAGCAACGUCGAUGACAUCAAGGAGCAGGCACUCGACGAAGAAAAUGUGCCCCUGACUCGAGAGGAAGAGGAGACCCUCGCCUCGCUCAUCACCAAGGCCAACGCCAUAAAGAUGCUGCACUCUCGAAUUCGGCUGCUCGUCGCGUACCUAGAGCGGCUGCCGUCAUCCUUUGUCAACGGUGAGACGGCUGAUGACGACAGUAUGGACACGGAUAACACAGCGCCUUCCCUGCCGAUCCUGCGGCAGAUCCAGGCCCUUGUCAGUCGACUGGACCUGAUCAUCCCGUCCGACCAGGAGGCCUAUGAAAAGGAGAUGCACCAGGAGGCCAACAACGUCCACCUACUCGGCUUGCUCAAUCAAAUGAUGCAAGGCGUAACCGAAGCGCGCCAGGUGGGCAAGAAGUUCCACAUCAUAGAGUCGGCCAAGUCGAGCGGCCGCCGAGGCGCAUCGGACUUUCAGGGGAGCUCGUCUUUCAACUUGCCAGGAGCGGGGGAGCUGCUCAUCUAG